Nanorana parkeri is the source of this 1667-nucleotide messenger RNA. RefSeq names its product 2-oxoglutarate and iron dependent oxygenase domain containing 1 (gene OGFOD1). Gene Ontology annotation, cellular component: cytoplasm. The transcript has 13 exons. Gene Ontology annotation, molecular function: L-ascorbic acid binding; iron ion binding; peptidyl-proline dioxygenase activity. The record is from RefSeq and is a predicted model, not a curated record. Bases 33 to 1586 code for a protein of 517 amino acids. Lineage: Eukaryota; Metazoa; Chordata; Amphibia; Anura; Dicroglossidae. Gene Ontology annotation, biological process: peptidyl-proline hydroxylation; regulation of translational termination.
AGUUGUAGUUCUAGCGGUUUAAGAGUGAAGUAAUGAGUGGAAAGAGGAGACAGGCAGGAGUGAGGGGUAGUGGUGGGAAGAAGGCAAAACAGCCGGUGAAGGCUGAGCUAUCAGUGUCACUGGGGGAAAAGACUGGAAGAGAGAAGGUGAGGAGAGCCUGGGAGAGCGGGGAGACUGCGCAGUGUGGCCCUGUGAUUGUGGAUUCUGUCCCCUUCCAGCACUGUGUGAUCCGUUCUUUCAUUGAAAACUCAGAGUUCCUGGAUGGGUUGAAAGAUGAACUACUGGCUUUGAAUUUCCAGGACAAAUCCAAUGACUUGUACAAAUUUCAGCAGUCAGAAGAUUUAAAGAGCAGAAAGGAGCCACACAUUAGUGCCCUGAGGAAAGUUCUGUUUGAGCACUUCCGACAAUGGCUCUCAGAGGUGACAAAAGUGGAUCUGGAGUCCACUGUAGAUAUAUCAUGUGCCCAGUACAAUUACACAGAUAUUUUGCUCUGUCAUGAUGAUGAACUGGAAGGGAGAAGAUUUGCUUUUAUCCUUUAUUUGGUUCCAGAGUGGACAGAGGAAGAUGGGGGAUCACUGGACCUCUACAGCACUGAUGAGAAGGCACAACCUGGUCAUAUUGUCAAGUCUUUGAUUCCAUCAUGGAACACACUAGUUUUCUUCGAGGUCUCUCCAGUCUCCUUCCACCAGGUUUCAGAGGUGCUGUCUGAGGGAAAAUGCCGUCUGUCAGUAAGCGGUUGGUUUCAUGGUUCAUCCCUGGAGAGACCACCACGCUCACUGGAUCCUGUGCCUGCCCGCAGCCCCCACAUCCCCUAUGACCAUGAAAUCUUGUAUGAGUGGAUAAAUCCAGUGUACCUGUCAGUUGAGUAUCAAGCUCAGAUUCAAGAGGAGUUUGAAGACACAUCUGAGAUUCUCCUGAAGGACUUUCUUAAGGAAGAGAAGUUCAGUGAGGUUUCUGCAGCACUACAGACACGGAGUGUCGAAUGGGAGCUGCUGGGUCCCCCCAACAGAAGGCGCUACGAGAGGACAAAAGGUGACCUUCCAGAUGUUCUGAGGUCCUGCAUGGAGCUUCUGAAAUCGGAGGCCUUCUUUCUGCUACUGUCCAACCUCACAGGUCUGAAGCUGCAUUUCCUGGCAGCCAGCAAUGAUGAGUCUGAUGAAGGAGAGGGAUCCUCUGAACCAAAUGGCAGGACCUCUGCACAAGGGGAUGACAGCGAUCAUACAGCUCAGGCAGGAAGCGAGAGAAUUCCUGUAUGCUCUGGAGAGCUGAGGCACUGGGAACACGGCCACUACACCAUGAUUUAUGAUGAUGAUCCCGAGAGACAGGCGUUUGCUCUGGAUCUUUUGUGGUUCUGUGGAUGUGAAGAUUGGGAGUCGGAGUAUGGAGGAUUCACCUCUUACAUUGCUAAGGAGGAGGAUGAAGAGCUUCUUACAGUGUAUCCAGAGAACAAUUGCCUGGCCUUGGUUUAUCGAGAUAAAGAAACAAUGAGGUUCGUCAAACACAUAAACCACAAGAGUGUGCAGAGAAAUGCUGGCCUUCCAAAUCACAAGGGAUUCUGGGACUUUGCUUUUGUGUACUAUGAAUGACAGCUCAUUGUUUGACAGACUUCAAAGUGCGCAUUGUUACUCCGGAAAGGGAUGUUAAUAACUCUCACAUGAAUUCAACUU